Molecule: messenger RNA, 529 nt
Organism: Cylicostephanus goldi
Lineage: Eukaryota; Metazoa; Nematoda; Chromadorea; Rhabditida; Strongylidae
Source: the annotation of a GenBank genome assembly
CUGAUAAGUGUACUAUCUAUGCAUUACAUUAUAGCUAUUCCAAAUUCAUCCAAUUUCUAGGAAUGGCUCUCGCCAGUCCGAGGAAAAGGUGACGGUACAGCUGCCUGUGUUAGCUCUCAAUGAAGUAUACAUAGGAGAGAGCUUGUCUUCGCGAGUGUCAUAUUACGAGAUAAAAAUCGACAAAAGUGCGAUGGUUAGACAGAAAAGCAGUGGAAUUGCUAUUUGUACAGGAACCGGUUCUACGUCGUGGUACUUCAACAUAAAUAAAUUGACUGAUCAAUGUGUUUCCGAAUUGCUUCGCAUAGCAUCGGAACGAUGCAAGGUAAAUCUACCGUUCAAUAAUGAGCAAGUUGUCAGCGAUAUCUGCACAAAAUUCAAUCAGCAGCUGAUAUUUUCCCCUGAUUCUCAACGAAUGGCAUUUUCUGUACGAGACCCUAUCUUCAACGCGACAUUUCCUCCAGUAUCUCCUCGUGGAUUUGCUGAAAGGAUCGUUGUGAAGAGUCGAGGAUACGAUGCGCAUCUGGUAUGA